Rotaria sordida is the source of this 336-nucleotide messenger RNA. NCBI's taxonomy places the organism in Eukaryota, Metazoa, Rotifera, Eurotatoria, Philodinida, Philodinidae. The record is from the annotation of a GenBank genome assembly.
AUGGCUUUAGGUGAACAGAACAAUAUGCGCAUCUUGCUUGCAUUAGGUAUAAUUGGUCUGUUUGGAAUAAUUACUUUUGCUCUUGCUGCUGCCACUCUUGGUACUCUGAACAAACGAUUCGAUGAUCUCAAUCAAAAAGUAGAUACACUUCGCCAACAAAUUUCUAAUUCUUAUGGCCAAUUAUCCACAACAACUACAACUUCAACGACGACUGCUACCACAACUUCGACUACGACUGAUACUACAACUUCAACAACCAGUGCUACGACUACUUCCUCAACUUCAACAACCAGUACUACGACUACUUCCUCAACUACAACAAGUGCAGGAGGCUAA